CCCGGUAUAAAUGGGAUGACUGGAAAAUCAGUGAAGCAGACAGUCAACAGUCAAGCUGCAAGACUCACCCCAGUGAGUCAAGAUCCGAGACUCACCCCAGGCAGCCAAGACCGAGGACCGGGAGAGAAGCAGCCACACUCCGUCUGGGAUUCAACAAGAGGACUCAGCCAGCCAGAGCCAGCGAGGACCAGCCGUUGCGACCAUCGAGCCAAGUCAGAGGUCGAGAGAAGAGAUGCUGUGGACACUGAUCGUGGCGAGCAUCGUUUGGGAAUUCGAUCGGCCAAUAAGAUUCGUAGAGCUUUGAUAGGUAACCUCCCUGCUGUGAUGUUGUCGGCCAUGGCUUCAGUUCAGCUGUAUUUGUUUUGAUAUCUCGUUAAUUAGACAGAUU
Cimex lectularius (bed bug) is the source of this 388-nucleotide messenger RNA. RefSeq lists its product as uncharacterized. NCBI's taxonomy places the organism in Eukaryota, Metazoa, Arthropoda, Insecta, Hemiptera, Cimicidae. The record is from RefSeq and is a predicted model, not a curated record. The transcript is spliced from 2 exons. Bases 16 to 366 code for a protein of 116 amino acids.